Messenger RNA from Moneuplotes crassus, 298 nucleotides. The record is from the annotation of a GenBank genome assembly. Lineage: Eukaryota; Ciliophora; Spirotrichea; Euplotida; Euplotidae.
UAAAUUUAAAUAUUUUCAUGGCUGUGGUUGACAUUUUGAGGAGGCUCUGGGGUUGGGAUGUCGGAUUUGGAGUAUGUUGCGAAUGUGUGAUGAAGGCGAAAGGGAUUAUUGGGAUGUAUAAGAUCAUUCCAGUGAAUGAUAGAGGGGUUAAGAGGCAAAAUAAUAUUGCUUUAAAUUUGUUUGAGUCAGAACAUUCCUCUCUGAUUGCACGCACGUUGUAGUGGAAUAGAGCAAAAGGAAGCAAUAAUAUAAAUAGCAUACCUCUAAGGAGUCUUUUCCAAUCUGAUAGUUCAGUAUU